GCAAGUGAGAAAGAGAGAGACAGAGAGAGACAGAGAGAGAGAGAGAGAAAGAAAGAGACAGAGAGAGAGAGAGAGAAAGAGAGCGCACACUCAGAGGGAGAGCUAGCUUGAAUUGAUUUGAGACGGAGAGUGUAAGAACAUAGACGAGUAAAGAGCAAAUAGAGUGUGAGACAAGGUGAAAAGGAAAGAACAGAGUGAAGACAGUGAGUCGGAGACAGAAAGAGAGAGUGAGAGACAGAGGGGAGGGGAAAAGAGAGAGAGGCUAGCAGUAUCAAAACUGGAUGUUUCUAAGUGCUUUACUGCUGACUGAACCAAUGAGCACUCACUCUGUUAUUCACCACGCAAAGACACCCAGAGAGAGGUAAAGUAGGAAGCAGCCUGUGGAGAGGCGCCUGACCCCCCCUGGAGGUUCUUAACCCAGGAGGGCUGCAGCAUGUAUGACCACCAACACCUGGACAACACUCUGGUCAACAGCCCACUCUAAGGUGAUAGGUCGUUCAGGACUAGGGUGUCAGUGAUCUGACAGUGAUGUCGUGUCGAGGCCCUCCCCUCUCUCUGCGGCCCUCGUUUUCCCGCGAGUCCCAUGUAACCUAGCCGCCCCCGCCCGCCGCCGCUGGCGCUCACCCAUGAAUCCCAGCCCCGACCGCGGCAAAGAGUGCCUCCCCCCCAAGAAGAGGGAAUCCCGGCAGGGCUCGGUUGACCAGCGCACCCUCCUGGACGAGUUCAAACCGCCCGCCUCGCCCCUCAGGACCCGGCCCGCCGGCAGCUCAGGGAGAGAUGAGGGGUGCAGGGAGAACAGCGACGAGGCUCUGACGAACCCCCACAGUCUGCUACCCUCUCCCCCACCUCCCCUCCCUCCCCCUGGUAUCCCCCUCCCCCUGCCAUGGCACCUGCCUUACACCCCCUCUGUCCCUCUACCCUUCCUCCCAGGCCAGGUAGGAGAGAGGAGGGGGUCAGGCUCACCCUCCUGGAGGGAUGAUCUUCUCCCUUCCCCACUCCCCCAUCACUCCAGGUGGCUCCGAGGUGAAAUCCCCCUUCCCCUUCCACCCUGCUCAUCCUCUUCCUCCUUCAAGAGCCCCUUCCCUGCUGACUCCAGAGAGAUGUGGUCCUAUUUCAACACAGAACGAAGGGACUAUAGCUCCUCUCUCUUCUCCCCCUCCCACCUGUUCAGCCAGCCCCCCCUCUACCGUCCUGACACCUCCAUGACUGAAGGCAGACACAGAUACCUGGGCAAGAGGCCCAACGGGCUGGACGGCCCGGACAGCAGGACUGCCUCUGCCUCCAGGGUAGCGCCACCCUCAGGAGAGUACGGGAACGAACCCAGCGGCAGGGCCAGGCUGGGCGGCAGCCUCCACGGUUCCCAUGCCAACGGGCGGCGGAGACACCAGGAGGAUAUCAUGGGACGUUCUCAGACGGUUGCAGUUUUCCAAGAUUCCCGAGCGCCACCUCCGGAGGGCCCUGACUCACAUUCCUCUCUGCAGGACAGGGAUCCCCGUGGGACGCCAAAGCCUGGGACCCUCACCCUGAUCCCUAGCAGGCCCCAACCCCAUCGGGCAGACCCCAGGGCAGGGAGAGGGGAGAUCCUGGACCCCCUGGGGAGCUCUCCGGCUAAGGCCCAGAUUUACUACUCCCUGGGGUCGAUGUACUCUACCCUACAGUCCAGCCACCUCAACCCCCAGGCUCAGCCUUUCCCCCUGUACAGCCCCUCAGGCAGCCCUCAGUACGGCCUGCACACGAUGAGGAACUCACAGCACUCGCCUCAGGGGCAGCCCAACAGCCACGUCACAGAGAGCGACAGAGAGAGGGAACGAGAGCGAGACAGAGAACGAGACAGACGACGAGAACAAGACAGAGAGAGAAAACGUGAACAAGACAGAGAUAACCGGGAGAGAGACAGUGAACGAGACAGAGACAAAGACAGCGGAGACCUUUCCCCUGGGCGGCAGUACUCACGUCCCCACGCCUCCCCCCUCCUUCCCCUCACGGCCAUCUCACCCCCUGCCCCCCACCACCACCACAACCCCCCAGCACUCCUACCUCAUUUUGCCAAGGGAUCUCUGAUUGAGCUGGUGGGGGGCCGUCUAAAGCGUGUGGAGGAGCUGAGGACGGAGGACUUCCUAAGGAGUGCCAACACCUCCCCGGAGUUCCACCUGAGCACCUGCACCAUUCUGCUCAUCGCCCCCAGCGACACACAUGGCUUCAACCACCUGCAGGUCCUCCUCACAGACCGCAACACUCAGGAGUUACUAACAGUUCUGGUGGAGUACCCGUUCUUCGUGCGGGACCGCGGCUGGUCUUCCUGCUGUCCCCAGAGAACCUCCCAGCUCUAUGGCCUAUCCUGCCGUCAACUCAGCGAGGGAGACAUUUGCCUGGCCCUCACCCCCUCACACACACCUCGCACACACACACACUCACACACACGCACAGCCCCGCGGGGCCACCGCACACACACUCGGGCCAGGGCCGGCGCCAGCUCACACAGGGAAGACAUGCCCCCUCCUCCCCCUCCUCCUCCUCUUUCUCAUCCCUCCCCUGCUCUCGCCCCUCCUCCUCUUCCUCUGCCCCCUGCAGACCCUCCCACCCAGGAGCAGCCACGCUCACGCAAGAGGCGAUGGUCCGCCCCCGACCUCCUACCCCCUACUGGAACUACUGAAGCUACCGGGUACUGACAAGACCACCAAUUUACCUCACGGCUCCAAGCAUAGGAAGCGGCAGUAGAGCUUACACACGCACACACACACACACACACACACACACACACACACACACACAGAAACACACACAUGCAAGCACAAACACACCCUCCUUGUCUCUAGAGCACACACAUGGCCACACAGUAGAGAGACCACAAGGCAGGGUUGCAGGGAAGGACAAAGAAAUGCAACUUUACUUGUGUCCACACUGCUGCCCAAAGUAUGAGCCUAUACCCCUCUUUCUUCAUCCCUCUUUCCCCUCUCUCCGCUUAGCACACCUCUGACAGGGGUAGCUGUCUGAGGACUCCCAGAGAGCUCCACAGUGACAGACGUUGAGUGAGACUCUGUUUUUGUUAUGGUUGUCCCACACGUCUACUUACUGACAGUGUUUUCUGCAGGGUAUCGGUUUUCAAUCAGGGUUAUGGAAGCAAGCUCUAUUGAAGAUAUCUAUCGCAGAGAGAGAGAGAUAUAUAUAUAUAUAUAUAUAAAUAUAUGACUAUAUAUUACAUUACAGAUGUUCUAUAAAUAUGCUAAACCGAUUUAAUGCAACCUCUCUGAUUGUCACUUUCGUAAUGCGUUCUCAGUUUUAGAUUUUCUCGCUUCUUCUGAUACGAAGUUUGACUGUCAGUCAGUCAGUCAGUCAGUCCAUCGGUCAGUGGGUCUGGGCAGGCAAGGUAAAUGAAUGUAUCAGCUACUCUUCGCCUUUUUACUAUUCUCGUUACCGGGGGGUCAUGUUAAUCUCUUGUUCGCCAAGGUAUUGCCCUCCAAUAUGUUCUUAACAUUAUCUCAGCGAAAGGAAAAACACUAAUGAAAAUUGCGUAACAGACAAUCCUCUCCCACACAGGUCGGUCUGUGUCACUUCGCCUUGACCCCGAGAGUGUUUUUCCAUAAAAAAAAUAAUU
This is a messenger RNA of Oncorhynchus tshawytscha (Chinook salmon), 3595 nucleotides long. RefSeq names its product ataxin-1-like. Gene Ontology annotation, biological process: nervous system development; negative regulation of transcription by RNA polymerase II. The record is from RefSeq and is a predicted model, not a curated record. Lineage: Eukaryota; Metazoa; Chordata; Actinopteri; Salmoniformes; Salmonidae. Bases 627 to 2669 code for a protein of 680 amino acids. The transcript is spliced from 4 exons. Gene Ontology annotation, molecular function: RNA binding; protein binding. Gene Ontology annotation, cellular component: nucleus.